GAGGGUGGGACAUAAUGAGCUGUCAAGAACUGACAGCCUUAGCAAAGAGUCAAAGGCUGAAAAAUGCAAGGAGAGCCAUUCACCUCCUGAAGUAACCAGUUUGUUUCCCAAUGGGAUAAUUAUGUGGGAGGCAGACGAAGUUUGACUAUAACUUGGGAGACUUGAGCAGACGUCGCGCUCGGAAGGGAGACACCCGGGAUGAGAGGCAGCCCUUCCUUCCUUCCGUCCGACAGCAUGGAGUUCGGCUCGGCACUCUGGAUGCUGGCCUCCUACCUCGGCCUUACCGCCCUGUUCUUCCUGCUGGCCUGGGGAAUCUACUACGAUAUCACCCGGACGUACGUCCCCACGGACAUCCAGCAAUACGCCAAACUGCGCUUCUUCAAUUUCCUCUCGAAAUAUGCGGUCGGACUGGGAAUGGCGUAUGAGAGACUCGGCAUUUGCCAGAGGUAUACAGUCUGGAGGAUUAUGUUUAAUGGUAUACCGCUAUUAAAGAAGAGCUCGGCGUUGAUAAUCAAGGAUCUGCUUUUCGACGACGUUCCUGUGCGAGUGUAUUGGCCUAAAACAUCGUCUUCCGGGAACAGAAGAGGAAUGAUCUAUCUCCAUGGAGGCGUUGGUUUGUUCGGAAGCAUCAAAGCUUACGAAAGGGUGAACCGCUACAUUUCCCGGAGAAGUGAUUCCGUGGUUGUAUGUGUUGGGUUUCGUCUAGCUCCAGAGAAUCCAUUCCCACUCCCGGUUCUGGACUGCUGCACGGCUACCAUACACUUUUUGAAAAAUGCAACAAAAUACGGAGUGGACCCGAAUCGCAUUGCUGUUUGCGGAGACAGCAGCGGGGGCACGUUUGCCGCAGCCGUUUGCCAACAUCUGGCGACAAAGAAGGACCUUCCGAAGCUCCGUGCUCAGCUCCUCAUCUACCCGUUCCUCCAGGCGGUGGACUUCAAUCUGCCUUCUUAUCAGCAGAACCACUCCAUACCUGUUUUGUUUAAGAAGCGGGCGAUCAAAUGGGGAGCAACGUACCUGACGGGAAGGAUAGUAAACGUGGACGGUCUGAUGAAGAACGCCCAUGUGCCCCAGGACUUGCAGGCGAAAUACAAGAAAUGGGUGAGCGCCGACCAUAUCCCAGAUGAAUUCAAGGCCAGGGGUUACGUGCCAUUGGAGGCCGCACCAUUCUGUGAAGAACUUUACGAGUUGUGCAAAGAGGGCUUUCAUCCAAUGUUUUCCCCACUUUUAGCAGAGGAAGAUGUGAUCCGCCAGCUUCCCGAGACUUUCUUAUUAACCUGCGAAUACGACGUUGUCCGAGACGACGGGCUUUUGUACAAGAAACGGCUGGAGGACAACGGUGUCCCAGUGACGUGGCAUCAUGUCAAGGACGGCUUUCACGGAAUACUGUUCCUCAUUGACGUUGGUCCAUUGGAAUUCAAAUGCACCCGCCAGCAUUUUCGUUAUGUAAUAAAUUUCUUAAAAUGCCUAUAAAAUGGGUCAGCGCAGAAGGAAGUGAGUUGUUCUACUCCAGAAACUUAGUUUUUGUGGCUGCUGCAAACUAUGUGGCAUUGGCUGAGAAUUGAUGGUGAGAUAUUCACCAUGCUGUUUAAUAUCUACAUGAAGCCGCUGGGAGAGAUCAUCCAGAGUUUCGGAGUAUGGUGUCGCCUGUACGCAGAUGACGUCCAACUCUGUCACUCCUUUCCACCUGCUACUAAGGAGGCUGUUCAGACCUUGAACCGGUGCUUGGCUGCUGUGUCGAACUGGAUGAGAGCUAACAAAUUGAAAUUGAAUCCAGACAAGACAGAGGUCCUAUUGGUCAGUUGAAAGGCCAAACAAGGCAGCCUGUGUUGGAUGGGGUUACACUCUCCCCAAAAACCCAGUUUUGCAGCUUAAGGAUAAUCCGGGAUUCAUCGUGAGCCUGGAAGCCCAGGUCUCGGCGGUGGCCAGAGGAGCCUUUGCACAAUUAAAACUUGUGCGCCAGCUGCACCCAUACCUUGGGAAGUCUGAUCUGGACACAGUGGUCCAUGCUCUUGUUACAUCCCGAAUAUAUUAUUGCAAUGCACUCUAUGUGGGGUUGCCUUUGAAGACUCUUUGGAAGACCAACGGUCGGCAGCCAGAUUACUCACCAGAGCGACUUACAGGGAGCACAUCAUGCCCCUGCUUCGACAGCUCCACUGGCUGCCAGUCCACUUCUGAGCAUAAUUCAAGGUGCUGGUCUUGAUCUAUAAAGCCCUAUAUGGUUCCAGCCCAGUUUACUUGUCCGAAUGUAUCUCCCUCUCUGACCCACCUCGGAGUUUACAAUCAUCAGGGGAGGCCCUGUUCUUGAUCCCCCACUUUCGCAAGCGCGAUUGGUGGAGACGAGAGACAGGGCCUUCUCGGUGGUGCCCCCCCAUCUGUGGAAUGCACUCCCCAGUGAAAUCAGGGUGACAACUUCUCUCCUCUCCUUAAGGAAGAAACUCAAGUCUUGGCUUUGGGACCAAGCAUUCGCACAGCUGGCUGAGCAACAACUGUCAUGACUUGUGUGAAUUGUCAAUUAAGAGACCUUGAACUUGAACUCUGGACUAUGAUUUGGAUAUGCAGACUUGGACUUGGUUGUGUUAAUAUUUCAGGGCCAAUAUUUUGAAUGUAUUUUAUUACUUUUUAAUGUAUUUUAUUGCUGUUGACCUGUUUAUGUUAAUUGUUGUGUACUAACUGUUUCUUUGUCGGUGUCUAAUGACUGCCAAUUGUAAGCUGUCCUGAGUCCCCCUUCGGGGGUUGAGAAGGACAGGAUACAAAUGCUCUAAAUAAAUAAAUAGAUAAAUAUUCGUUCAAAAUAUUCAUUCAAAAACAAAGUUUUUGCAGUGUAAUAAACA
Molecule: messenger RNA, 2831 nt
Organism: Anolis sagrei ordinatus
Lineage: Eukaryota; Metazoa; Chordata; Lepidosauria; Squamata; Anolidae
Source: RefSeq, a predicted model, not a curated record